Alternaria alternata is the source of this 2621-nucleotide messenger RNA. RefSeq lists its product as hypothetical. Gene Ontology annotation, molecular function: zinc ion binding; DNA binding; DNA-binding transcription factor activity, RNA polymerase II-specific. The transcript has a single exon. Lineage: Eukaryota; Fungi; Ascomycota; Dothideomycetes; Pleosporales; Pleosporaceae. Gene Ontology annotation, biological process: regulation of DNA-templated transcription; DNA-templated transcription. Bases 245 to 2491 code for a protein of 748 amino acids. The record is from RefSeq and is a predicted model, not a curated record.
GCACAUCGUACAUCAGAGCAUCUCCAACUCGAGGCCUUUUUGCUGCCACAACCGGGAUUCGCUCAUGCUGAGGAUAGCCGGAAGUCGACAUGGUGCCGGAGGUUAGGACUGGUUAGUGAUUAGGCCGGUAUGUAGAACCCGAAGUAACCGGCGCUAAGCAAACCUCCACCACGACCAUCAUGAGUCCAGCGAAAGGAAUCCCUGAAUCCCGGACUGGAAAAGAGCGUCUAGUCUCCGUUGGACAAUGAGCAUGCAGCCGGAAUCGCAACCGCAACCGCAUGCGCGAUCUACCGCUCCUACCAGGUGCCGGGCCGCAAAAGCCUGUCGAGUAUGUCACGAGAAGCGCGUCAAGUGUGACGCCAGUGAGCGCGGGACGCCUUGUACACGUUGCGAGCAAAGACAAUUGCCUGGAUGCACGCUGAUGCAAUCGAGAAGAGGCAUCUAUACCCGCAAGCCGCGGCGUAAGCCCCAAGGAUCGACCGCUGGAGGCUGUACAGACGUUUCCGGAAGUACUGGCCUCGCUGUGAGUGCUUCGACUGCAGCCGCGAGUAGUUCUCCUACCGUUGUACAUGAUGCCGGUACUGGUGCUGGUACCGCGAGUACCGCUGAGUCUGCUGAGCGCUCACCGCCCGAGGACGAGGGCGUUUCGAGUACUACAAGUACAGGCUGUGCGUCUUCCUACCGUGAGAUAAGCUGGGCAGCCACAUUUGACCAUCUUCUCGAACGCUACCAUAACAACGGAGAUGUUCUAAACAAGCAUUCCAUAACCUACAUCGGAGAAGCGUUUCCCCUAGGCAUCGUCCUGGAAAACCUCAGAGAAGGCGGCGCUCAUCGCCACCAACUGCACCACCCGGGCCCUCCCUGCGGCGACCAAGAUGCCGUUGCUGCUGCUGCUGCUGAGAGCCCCAAGCUCACGCAUCCACCUGGCAUGCGCCCAGAAGAACUCGCUUUCCUCGAAGCAAAACAGGCAUUCACUGCGCCUCCAGAUGAGACUGUAGACGCACUCAUCGGCGUCUUCUUCGAGCGCGUCUUCCCGCUCUACCCCAUUGUCAACCCUUCUGAGCUCGUCCUACAGCACAAAACCCGGCGCAUACCUUGGAUCCUCCUCCACGCCCUCUGCUUCAUGUCAGCGACGUAUUGCCCCCUAGCCAUGAUCCACCGCGCGGGCUUCAGCACCCGCACCCGCGCACGAAGCGCCUUCUACGACAAAGCCAAGGCCCUCUUCGACAUGAGCUACGAGGGCAACAAGAUUAUCGCCGUCCAAGUAUGCAUCAUGAUGAGUUUCUGGGGCGGGGGUCCAGGCCACUACUGGAAUUUUUAUACCUGGAUCUGCACGGGCGUUACGAUUGCCGAGACGAUUGGGUUCCAUAGGAGCAUGGCUGGGGCGAACAUCGCGAGCCAGGACCGCAGUCUGAUUAAGCGGCUUUGGUGGAUCUUGGUCAUCCGGGAUGCCAUGUGCGCGUCGAUAGUCGGCCGUCCGUUUCGCAUCCAUCUGGAGCAGUGCGAUGUGGAUGCGCUGACGCGGGACGACUUUGUCUACGAUGAUGAUGCCGACUCGUCACUUCUUCUUGUCGAGUGCAUGCGUAGUCCUCUUGCGCAGCAAUCGGGCGCCUACCAGAUCCACGCAGCUAAGCUGGCUCUUCUUCUCCGCCACAUCAUCGCCGUGAGAUUCAAUCCGAAGCGCAAACAGGAUGCAGGUACUCCUGCGGUUGCUUCCCUGCAGGAAAUGAUGACUGCGUGGCGUAGGGAGCUCCCGGGGGAGUUCACCUGGGAGGAUCACAUUAAUACCCAUUCCAACGUCUUCGCGUCAACGUUGCGUAUCUUGUAUAAUCACAACGUCAUCUUGGCUUAUGUGCAUAGUUCCAUUGGCUCCGCCACUGUACCCGAGCACGGAAUCUCUGGUGCUGAAGCUUCUCCGUUCUCGCAGCAAGCAACAGCAACAACAGCAGUACUUCAAGACAUGCUCAGCGACGCAGCUCAGCAAAUCGCCUCCGUGUCUUGUAACGUGGUCAUGACAGAUGACGGCCAGCUCCCGCCGCAUGAGCUCUUCCAUGGUCUCUUUGUCGCCUCCGUCGUGUUUUACAUGAUGCAGACGAAUGGUACUACUACUACUACUGGCCAGAAGGCGCUUGUGGCGCGCGCGGGCGUGUCUGGACUGAUGAAUUGUAAAAUGGCGCUGCAUGCUGCGAGGGAUACUUGGGAUGCGAGUCCGUGGAUCACGCAGUUGUUUGACAAGGUGCUUUGCUUGGGAUUGCCUGCUGCUGCUUCGGCGGCGGAUAGUAGAGCGGCGGGUGGUGGUGGUGGUAGUGAGGAACGAGGUGAUGUUGAUGGUGAAAACGACGGUGUGGGUGCUAUGGAAGGUGGUGGUGGUGAUGGUAUUAUGGGCUUCAAUGACCUGAGUGCUUCUUUUGAUCUGGAUGGUUUGGGUAUGAUGGCUGGGUAUUAUGGAGCGACUUGGCCUAAUCAUCCUUUUCUUGGGCAGUUUGUUUGAUCAACAUAGUUUUUUUCGGCCGCAGUUGCGCGCGCGUUGUUCGUGGCAAAUUUUCUGCCUCUUUAGCGACGAUGGGAUUGGGGAUUAGGAGAUGUAAAGUGCUAGGUUACAGGUUCUAUGGAGGUCAGUC